Molecule: messenger RNA, 2277 nt
Organism: Bubalus bubalis (water buffalo)
Lineage: Eukaryota; Metazoa; Chordata; Mammalia; Artiodactyla; Bovidae
Gene: FARS2
Product: phenylalanyl-tRNA synthetase 2, mitochondrial
Exons: 9
Coding region: 706-2043 (445 amino acids)
Biological process (GO): phenylalanyl-tRNA aminoacylation
Cellular component (GO): cytoplasm; mitochondrion
Molecular function (GO): ATP binding; phenylalanine-tRNA ligase activity; tRNA binding
Source: RefSeq, a predicted model, not a curated record
GGCGGGCUUCGGACAGCUAAGGGGGCGGCGCCUGCGGGAGGCGUUCCCGGCGGCCGCUCCGGGGUCCGCGAGGCAGCCGCCCUUGGAGCACGCCGAGAGGCCGAGGCCGCACGGCGGGCAGCGGGCCGCUCUUCCUUAGGCGGAGGCGGGGGUCAGCGGGCGGCCGGGCGGGGGAGGCCGAGGCGCUCCGCGUCGCCAGGUUACCGAGCGCCCGCUCUAUCCCCGCCCCUCCGCCCGGGCUGCCCUCGGCGCCGCCUGAGCCGCCGUGCGCGCUGCGCGGGCGCCGACUCCCCGGCGCCUGGGUCGGGGUCGGGGGGCGGGACCCGGCCGCGCGGGGACGGGCCGCCGCGGGCGUGCGGGGCCGCGGGGCCACACCCCGGGGCUCCUCGGCGCUCCGGCUCCGCUGAGGGCGCCCGCCCGGGGGCUUCCGGCGCGAGGCCCGCUUCCUGGGCAAGAUGGCGGCGCCCAGGCGUCUGUGAGCGCCGCGCUGAGGCGCCCCGCGAGGCCCCGAGCCCUCCACCCCGGGCGGUCCCGCGUUUCCCAGGAGCGGCGGGGACCACCAGACUGUUUGCCACAGCAGCUGCACCGCUGGCCAUUCCCAUCCGCUGUGCGCGAGGGUUCUGGUUUCUCCAGAUCGGAGAGAGUGGAAACCUGCCUGAUCACUUCCAGACCCUGGAUCCAGAACCCGUGAAGGAAGCUGCUGCCAUGGUCUGCUGGGCUCUCAGGAGAGUUGGUCUGGCGCGUGCCCACCUGGCCCGGAAGGCCAGCGGAGUCUGCCGGGGCCACGAGCAUCAGCCUUUGGGCCAGAGGCCCUCUGCCCGGGGAGCCCCAGGCAGCGUGGUGGAGCUGCUGGGCAAGUCCUACCCCCAGGACGACUACAGCAACCUGACCCGCAAGGUCCUGUCCAAGGUGGGCCGGAACCUGCACAACCAGCCGCAGCACCCGCUCUGGCUGCUCAAGGAGCGCGUGAAGCAGCACUUCUACGCGCAGUACCCGGGCCGCGCGGGGACCCCGCUCUUCUCCGUGUAUGACGACCUCUCCCCGGUGGUCACCACUUGGCAGAACUUCGACAGCCUGCUCAUCCCGGCCGACCACCCCAGCCGGAAGAAGGGCGACAACUACUACCUGAACGCCACGCACAUGCUGCGCGCGCACACGUCGGCGCACCAGUGGGACCUGCUGCGCGCGGGGCUGGACGCCUUCCUGGUGGUGGGCGACGUGUACCGGCGCGACCAGAUCGACGCGCAGCACUACCCCGUGUUCCACCAGCUGGAGGCCGUGCGCCUCUUCUCCCGCCACCAGUUAUUUGCUGGCAUAAAAGAUGGAGAAAACCUGCAGCUUUUUGAACAGAGUUCCCGCUCUGCCCAUAAACAAGAGACACAUACACUGGAGGCCACGAAGCUCGUCGAGUUUGACCUUAAGCAAACACUUACCCGGCUUAUGACACAUAUCUUUGGAGACGGACUGGACGUCAGAUGGGUGGACUGCUACUUCCCUUUCACUCAUCCCUCCUUCGAGAUGGAGAUCAACUUCCACGGGGAAUGGCUGGAGGUUCUGGGCUGCGGGGUGAUGGAGCAGCAGCUGGUAAACUCAGCCGGAGCUCAGGACCGGAUCGGCUGGGCCUUCGGGCUGGGGCUGGAGCGGCUGGCCAUGAUCCUCUACGACAUCCCCGACAUCCGCCUCUUCUGGAGUGAGGAUGAGCGCUUCCUGAAGCAGUUCCGCGUGCAGGACAUCAACCAGAAGGUGAUGUUCCAGCCUCUCAGCAAAUACCCUGCUGUGAUCAACGACAUCUCCUUCUGGCUACCUCGCGAGAAUUACACGGAGAACGAUUUCUAUGACUUAGUCCGAACAAUUGGAGGAGACCUGGUGGAAAAAGUUGAUCUUAUAGACAAGUUUGAACAUCCAAACCCUUUUCAACAGAGGAAUCAGAUGAUUGAACUUUUAAGAAAACAUUCCUCCCAAGUCUGUUUGGAUGGACUCGUUGGCUGCAGGACCUGGUAUUAUUCCGGGCCGCCGUCUGCUCUCUUAAUUGAAGGGCCUUGACACCGACACUGAAGAGGGAUCGCCCUUGGGGCCGCCGGCGGACAGCCUUCUUUACCGUCUUGUAUUGUUAAUGACUCAGAGAAUGUUUUCCGAUGAGAUCAGAAGCAAUCCACGAAAGAAAAAAUGGAGAGAAUGCGAGCACUUAGGAGAGCAGAGAGGAGGGAUGUGAGAAAUCCUAAAAAAAGACCAGAGCUGGUAUGGAAGAAGGGGCGGGGCUGGCUUCCAUCCCAGCCU